AAACAUAAAAGUAGGUAGGUAGGUAGCAUAAUAAUUAAAAGAUAAAAAGAAAAAGGAGGUGCCAACCCAGAGGUUAUCGUUAAGAAUAAAUUGACUAGGGUUUUGCUUGCCUCCUCUUCACUACUCUCAUAUCUCAUUCUUCUUCCUCAGCUUUCAAGAAGAUAAAUUGGGAAGACCAUUAUGGUUGGUAGACGUCAGUUACCUAAAGAUUUGUUAGUGGAGGUUCUAUUAUGGUUGCCUGUGGAAUCACUUGUGCGUUUCAAAUGUGUCUCCAAACAUUGGUAUGCUCUCAUCACAAGUCCAAGUUUUGUAGAAAUGCAUUUCCGUCACAAGCGUAAUCAUGUCCAUCUCUUCAUUUGUAACUUAACACUUACGAGGGAAUCACAUUCCAUUGAUUUUUCCUUGCUCCCUACCAAUAUAGUUCAAGGUGUUGCCCCUAUACAAAGAACUGUCCAUCAGCUUCAGUGUACCUCUGAUUUCUGGUCCAUUAUUGGCCCAGUUGAUGGCCUAUUCUUGGUGGAAAAUGCAUCCGUUUUUGAUGAAGGCAAUGCUCACUUGGCUUUGUGGAAUCCUGCCACUAGGGAGGUCUGGCCUCUGCCUCCUGCUUCCUUUGAGUCUCAGCCAUUCAGAGAUCAUGAUGAUCAGUUUGCGUUGGGAUUUGACCCGUUGACUCAAGAUUAUAAGGUUCUAUAUGUACGAACAUUUUGGGAUGAAGAGGGACUGGGCAUUUCCCCCGAUUUCUUUGUCAGUGUCUAUUCCUUACACAACAACUCUUGGAAGGACCUGAGACCUGAUUUCCCUGACUGUUGUAACUUACACAAGUCCAUUGGUGCUACACAUCUCAACGGGGUAUAUUAUUGGAUCUGUGGGCUUCGAGACAAUAUCUUCCGCAUGUGCACGUUUGAUAUGGGCAGCGAACAAUUUGGGGAGAUGCAAGGCCCGUAUAUUCCAUACACACAAUGGGGAAAACUUAUGUUGCGUGGUGACUCGCUAGCUAUCUUAGUUGGUGGUUUUGGUCGACUAAUGACAUCCGUAUAUGAUGUGUGGGAAAUGAACCUAGAGGGUAGUUGGACCAAAGUUCUUAGUGUUCAACCUCAAAUAGGUGCUCAUAAGCCUCGCAACGUCUGGGAGGAGGAUAAGAUGAUUUUCCAAAUCGCAGAAACUUCACAGUUGGUAUUAUAUGACCCCACAACAAGACAAGUAAUAGAUCUUGGCUUUCAGCUGGACCUAAUCAUUGGUCGCUCUUGGGUUUUCAAUUACAAGCAGAGCUUAGUUCAAUUAAAGAGAAAAAAUGACAGCCAGGGCUAGGAUAAUGUUGUCUAGCAAAUUGAACAACCUUAUUAGUUAAGUUAGUAGGCUGGUUACUUGAACUUUCACGUUGUUGGUGAGGGUCUUGCUAUCCUCUCUCCCAUUUCCACUUCUCCUACCCCCAAUUUCCCCCCUCUUUUUAAAAAUAAACACUUGCUGACUGUUAGGGGUGCAGAUCAUUAAUCUCUAUUCGGAUUUUGGAUGGUUGGUUAUUGUAUCUAUUUAAACAUCAAUAUGAAUUGGUUUUUGUUUUUUACA
This is a messenger RNA of Solanum pennellii, 1566 nucleotides long. RefSeq names its product F-box only protein 8-like. NCBI's taxonomy places the organism in Eukaryota, Viridiplantae, Streptophyta, Magnoliopsida, Solanales, Solanaceae. The transcript has 2 exons. The record is from RefSeq and is a predicted model, not a curated record. Gene Ontology annotation, molecular function: protein binding. The coding region runs from base 181 to 1308 and encodes 375 amino acids.